This is a messenger RNA of Microsporum canis CBS 113480, 3711 nucleotides long. RefSeq names its product checkpoint serine/threonine-protein kinase bub1. The record is from RefSeq and is a predicted model, not a curated record. Gene Ontology annotation, biological process: mitotic spindle assembly checkpoint signaling; meiotic sister chromatid cohesion, centromeric; protein phosphorylation. The transcript is spliced from 4 exons. NCBI's taxonomy places the organism in Eukaryota, Fungi, Ascomycota, Eurotiomycetes, Onygenales, Arthrodermataceae. The coding region runs from base 1 to 3711 and encodes 1236 amino acids. Gene Ontology annotation, molecular function: protein kinase activity; ATP binding.
AUGGCACGACCGGCCAACGACCUUGUCGACUUUGAUCUCAUCGAGACGCAGAAAGAGAAUAUCCAGUCGCUGCCCAGUGGGAGGUCGGCAAAGGCGCUGGCAGCAGUGUUCUCCCCUCGACCGUUAAACCAGGGCGCUGGAUCACCAGGAUUGGACGAAACAAGGACACUGAACGAUGCGGUUCGGCGUGAAUACGAGGCUGAACUGGAGUCCAUUGCAGAAUCAGACGAUCCUCUCGAUAUAUACGACAGAUAUGUGAAAUGGACGCUGGACGCAUAUCCAUCUGCGCAAGCAACUCCGCAGUCGGGCUUGCUCCCAUUACUAGAACGCGCAACAAACGCAUUUUUAAGCUCAGCCCACUACAAGAAUGAUCCACGAUAUCUGCGGCUCUGGCUACAUUAUAUACAGCUCUUCUCAGACUCUCCCAGAGAGACGUUUGCCUUUUUAGCACGGCAUGGUGUUGGCGCGCACCUGGCACUCUUUUAUGAGGAGUUUGCUUCAUGGUUGGAGCGAGACGGGAGGGUGUCACAGGCCGAAGAAGUAUAUAAGAUGGGCAUCGAGAAGGAAGCCAGGCCGAUCGAACGACUCUUUAGAAAGUUUGGGGAGUUUCAGAAGCGGAUGGAGCAGAGACCAAGCGGUUCAGGUGGUCCCUCGUCUCCUGCACUCCCCACCGUACGGCCAGCUCUGGCAGCCAAGUUCGACCCCUUUGCAUCAUCCGCAGCGAGUCAGGACCCUCAAGCUGCGCCUGCGGGUCGAGGUGGAGGCGGAAAGGCUACCCGCAGUGGUAAGCCAAAAAUGGCGAUAUUCUCUGAUGCAAAUGCGGGAGAUGACGCCCUGAAGACGAGCUCUGGUCCAGGCACGAAAGGAUGGGACAGCAUCGGAUCACUAAAGGACCGUAGGAAAGAAAACACGAUCGAGCCGACGCCGUGGGCUGGGCAGACUUUGAAGGCCGGGAAGAAGCCUGCAGCAACCCAGAAAAUGGCCGUAUUUAAAGAUGAGUCAUCGUCACAACAUAGAUCAAAACCAAUGCAAGCAAUCAAUAAUAAUAAAGAAAGAGUCGACCCCCGAACCGGAAAAAUUGAACGUGUUGUCGUUAACCUUGAAGCCAUAUAUCCAGAUCCAAACAACCCCGCCCUUGAGAUGAGUCUUGACGAGCUCAGGGCAGCCAGUCGUGGCUGGAUGAGUAAAGAUUGGGCCAGACAAAGAAAAGCACCGUUGAGAGAGAUACCACAGAAUGAAGUCUCAGGCAAAGACCCGCAUAUGAAUGAAAAUGACUAUGGCUCAGACAAACAUCUAUCUGUGGCUCUGCAGGAGAAACUACAGAUUCAUGAUGAGACUGUCCGUGACCACAAAGCCGCAAGAGUCAAGAAGCUCAAGGUUAAAGAAGUAAAAGCAGAAACCCAGAUAGUCAAAACAAAUCUUGAUUCACCUACGGGACCAAGGAUAAAAAAGAGAGGGUCCACUGAACCAACAAUGACAUUCCACACUAAGGCAGCCACAGAUGAAAUAUAUGGUAUAUUCAACCAGCCAUUGAAAUCUGAACUUCAGCUUGCCAAGGACCUAGACAGUGUCUAUGGAAGUGAUUAUGAAGACGAUGACUGUGCCAGCGCGGGAGAAAGCACUGCUACAGGUGGCAUAUCUGCUCCAGGCAGUGAAUUUGGAGAUGAGGAGACCAGUGCUUUUGAAGCAACCAGAGCUAGCGUUGGAGCUGAUGGGUUAGGGGACCAAACAGAAGGGGAUUAUACUAGUGUCAGCGAAUGGACUGAAUUUUCUCCUGAACAGCACAUACCAAAGCCGGGAACAAUAACACCAACUGAUGAAGAGGACGGCGAGAGUCAUGAUGCGUUAGGAACACUUCCUACUCCUCGGCAAGGGGAUCGCAUCGCUCACCAGGAUGAAAACUUUGUCCUUGUCCCACCAGAGGACUAUAAUCCUCCCAGGGGCCCGUAUCGAGAUGCUUUUGUAGCCGCCCAAAAUCGACUCCCUUUUAUGACACCAAUCGUCGAACACACUGAAACUUCUCUCGCUUCGACUGUGUUCAAGAGCAAACACUACAUGAGUGCGAAAACACCUUCCAAGGGGUCUAAAUUCGUGGUAUCGGCGAAAACUCCUGCAGUCCCGGAAAUUGACGAUCUCCUUUUGGAGAGCCCAUUUGGUAAAUUCGCAGACCAGGGCGAUACGGACUUUGACUAUACCAUUGGCGACGGAUCUCCGAGCAAAAUGGCUGGAAAGUUCAAGUCUCCGAGAAACUCGCUUAAGCGUGGCAUGGCUCUACCUCGUGUGAUCAUAGAGGACGCGCAGUGCAAUCCCAUCGAAUUUGCUGUGAGGGAGAGGAUCAUUAACAGCAUACACCCUCCUCUGCGAGCGUAUCCUGGCUAUCAUGACCAUACUGCUCAAGUAGGUGGGAAUGCCGCCGAGAUAAAGAAGUAUCUCAAAACAUUGGCAAAGCCAUCCAAAGCCAAUGGAGGCGAGAAGCAGUUCACAAUACCACCAAUCAUCUGCCUUUCAGGAGCUUCCAGGAGCUAUGCGGUAAAGAGGGAGCUUGGAGAAGGUGGCUUUGCUCCCGUUUAUCUGGCAGAAAGCGUCGAUUCCCCGGAUACCUUUUCUGACUCUGAACAAGAAAAUCUACCACCUAACAAAAGCUCCAGUUGGGCCUGUGGGAACAGGUCAGUCCUCAGAGAUAUUGAGCGAAAGCCCCUGGAAGCUCUCAAGGUUGAGUCUGACCCGCCGUCUGCCUGGGAGUUCUACAUGCUCCAGACAGCCAGAAACCGCAUCGAGAAUUCCUCUCAUUAUCGACGGGCGAAGGAUAGCAUUGUACAAUGUCAUGAAAUGCACCUCUUCAAGGACGAAUCGAUUCUCGUCGAAGACUAUCUGAACCAGGGCACAUUGCUUGACCUCAUUAACAUCAGAACCGAGUCCGCUGGUGGGGUGGCCCCGUCCGACCAGGGGCUCGAGGAAGUGGUGAUCAUGUUCUUUGCAGUAGAAUUGUUCCGUACAGUGGAAGCUCUCCAUUCCUGUGGGAUUCUCCACGGUGAUAUAAAGGCAGACAACUGCCUGGUUCGGCUGACCGAGUCUACCUCUGCAACGGCAAUUCCUUCACCUCGAAGUGGCUCGCUCCUUGAUGACGAUGAUGGCGUCCGCCCUGAGGACGGAAACGUCGAAUACUCUCCGUCUGGACUAUACGGAUGGAAAAACAAAGGCCUGACACUGAUUGACUUUGGCCGGGGUAUCGACAUGCGUGUCUUCAAGCCAGAGGUCCAGUUCGUCGCUGAUUGGAAAGUUGGACAGCACGAGUGCGCUGAAAUGCGUGAGUGCCGACCUUGGACGUACCAGGUAGAUCUGUACGGCCUGGCGGGAACGAUAUACAUCAUGCUUUUCGGCAAGUAUAUGGAGGUGUCUCAAGUGACGGAGAGAACUAGCAAUGGGCCCGGAUCUCCCAGCAUUGUUGGAAACGGCCAUGGUCUGGGAGCGCAGAAGACCUACAGAAUCAAGGAAUCCCUCAAGAGGUACUGGGAACGUGAGAUCUGGGCUGACGUAUUCGAUUUACUUCUUAACCCCUUGAGCCCCAAGUGGGCGGAAAUUGAACGCAACGCACGAGAGACUGCUUCGCCUGAUACCGAGGCUACCGACGAGCAGCCUGCGUUCCCAGUCAAUCACCUUGAUAACUUGGAGCAGCUUAUUGCGCGCAAACGAGGGAAACGCGAUGCUUAA